AUGGCGCUGUGCGACUCCGCUUCCUGCUUCGUGAGCGCCCCCGCCGCCCCGGCCCUGCGCGCCUCCGCGCCGGCCCUGCGUGCCUCCGCCUACGAGCCGCGCGCCGAGAGCGCCGCGAGCUCGGGCGCCACCACCGCCGCGUGCUCCUUCGUGGCGGCUGGCGUCGUGGGCGCCGCCACGAGCCGCCGGCGCAGGCAGCGUGGCGAGCGCGGCGCGCGGCGCGCGGCGGAGACGUUCCAGCAGCUGGCCAUGGGCUACCCGGGCAGCUACGAGGAGAUCGCCGACACCAACCCGGUGGAGAAGAAGACGGACAUCAUCUGCACGAUCGGGCCGAAGUCCUGGUCGCCCGAGAAGCUGGUGGAGCUGAUGAAGGCGGGCAUGAACGUCAUCCGCUGCAACAUGUCCCACGGGGACCAUGAGGAGCAGAGCAUGAAGCUCGCCAACCUCGAGAAGGCCUACGAGCUGGCCCCAGAGUUCAAGGGCACUGUCAAGAUCCUGAUGGACACCCGGGGGCCCGAGAUCCGGACUGGGACCUUCGAGGUGUACAACUCCAAGAAGGAGCUCAAGGCCGGCCAGGACUUCAAGCUGGUGUGCAACGACUAUUCCAUGAAGGGCGACGAGAGCGCCGUGGCCAUCACGUACUCGGAGCUGCCUGGGUCCGUCAAGCCGGGCCAGCGCAUCCUGAUCAUGGACGGCACCGUGGUGCUGGAGGUCAAGGAGCCGGGCGACGGCUUCGUGAUGUGCAAGGUGAUGAACGACUGCAAGUUGGGCGAGAAGAAGAACGUGAACGUCCCCGGCGUGAAGGUGAACCUUCCGGUGGUCGACGAGCGUGAGAUCAAGGACAUCGUCGAUUGGGCCGUCCCCAACAAUGCGGACUACAUCGCGCUCAGCUUUGUGCAGAGCCCCGACGAUGUGAAGGAGUGCCGCAAGCACUGCGCCGACAAGCCCAUCAAGAUCAUCUCCAAGAUCGAGAACGUGGAGGGCCUGAAGAACUUCGACGCCAUCCUGGCGGAGUCCGACGGCAUCAUGGUCGCGCGCGGCGACCUGGGCAUGGAGAUCCCCAUGGAGAAGAUCUUCAUGGCGCAGAAGAUGAUGAUCGCGAAGACCAAGGCGGCCGGCAAGUACGUCGUCACGGCCACCGAGAUGCUGGCGUCCAUGGAGGACAAGCCCUUCCCCACCAGGGCCGAGGCCUGCGACGUGGCCAACGCGGUCCUGGACGGCACCAGCGCUGUGAUGCUGAGCAGCGAGUCGGCCAUGGGCGACUUCCCGGUGGAGACCGUGACGAUGAUGCGCCGCAUCUGCGAGGAUCGAGCAGAGUACUCGAUGACCAGGGUCCCCGUCGCGGCGUGA
Molecule: messenger RNA, 1350 nt
Organism: Prorocentrum cordatum
Lineage: Eukaryota; Dinophyceae; Prorocentrales; Prorocentraceae
Source: the annotation of a GenBank genome assembly